This is a messenger RNA of Asparagus officinalis (garden asparagus), 1112 nucleotides long. Its product is annotated as probable phospholipid hydroperoxide glutathione peroxidase. Gene Ontology annotation, biological process: response to oxidative stress. Gene Ontology annotation, molecular function: glutathione peroxidase activity. The transcript has 6 exons. Bases 75 to 800 code for a protein of 241 amino acids. The record is from RefSeq and is a predicted model, not a curated record. Lineage: Eukaryota; Viridiplantae; Streptophyta; Magnoliopsida; Asparagales; Asparagaceae.
AAAAAUCAGAACUCAAAAAAAAAUUCUCUCUCAAUCUUAGCACACUCAGAGAUUCACAGCUGAGGACCAAUCCAAUGGCUUCUACAGUGUCCUUCUCCCCCUUCUCCUCCUCCUCAGCUUCUUCUUCCUCCGCUCACAACCUCUCUCGUGCAAGAGCCCCAAAAUCUCUCCCCUUUAGUUUCCUCCAUCUCUCAUCAAAAUUCUCAACUGGGCUCCCGAAAUCUCUCUUUUUGAAUCAUGGGUUCUCGAGAUCUCAGGAUUCUGUGUCGAGGAACGAGAGGAGGGCUGGCUUCGUCUCUGCAACUGCUGCCACUGAGAAGAGUAUCCACGAUUUCACUGUUAAGGAUAUUGAUGGCAAGGAUGUCCCUCUCAGCAAAUUCAAGGGAAAGGUUCUGUUAAUUGUCAAUGUUGCUUCGAGAUGUGGGUUGACGACAUCGAACUAUACAGAACUUUCUCACAUUUAUGAGAAAUAUAAGACACAAGGCUUUGAGAUCUUGGCUUUUCCCUGCAAUCAGUUUGGAGGACAAGAGCCUGGAUCAAAUACAGAUAUAAAGCAGUUUGCUUGUACGAGAUUCAAAGCUGAAUUCCCAAUUUUUGACAAGGUUGAUGUGAAUGGACCAAACACUGCUGCGGUAUAUCAGUUUCUCAAGUCAAGUGCUGGAGGAUUUUUAGGCGAUAUUAUCAAGUGGAACUUCGAGAAGUUCUUGGUGGACAAAAAUGGUAAGGUUGUCGAAAGGUACCCACCGACAACUUCACCUUUCCAGAUCGAGAAGGAUAUCCAAAAGCUUCUGUCAGCGUAAUAUUUGAUACGUUAUCGAUGUCGAACUAUAGAACCACACAGUACAUACGCGUGCUCCAUGGAUGUUUUUUUGUGGUAUGUUAUCAGUUGUAUUGGUUGAGAAUAUAUCGUGUAAUAUAUUAACAGUUGAGUGAUAAUGGUGCUGUGUUUAGUGCCUUGUUAUGACAAAUAAGAACAUUUGCAUCAGGCAGUUCGAUAGAAGGCACAAAACUUAAAUAUUUUCGAACGAAUCUUGAAACGGUAUGGUUGAUGAAUGAUGAGUGGUGGGAUGCCUAUAAACACAACUGAAUGCAAGAAAAUGAUUCAUGUUGUA